Protopolystoma xenopodis is the source of this 612-nucleotide messenger RNA. Lineage: Eukaryota; Metazoa; Platyhelminthes; Monogenea; Polystomatidea; Polystomatidae. The record is from the annotation of a GenBank genome assembly.
AUGGCAUGCGACAAAUCCCAACUUGUCAGGACCUCGGAAUCCGGCUCUCCUCAAUCAUCUCCCGUGCAGAAUGGCUCCGUUUCCGACCGGCCCUCCAUGGGUGGACGUCCUCUAUCAAGCGGCCCGUCCCUUUGCAUCGUCUCGACUUUCUCGAAGCCGGCGAGUGGCCUUCCUGGUCCGGGGCCCUCAGGGCCGCUGACCUCAGAUCCGGUAGCAACGACCUGUCCUUUGCUUGAGCCUGCGGCCGGUGACCUCGGAAUCGGCGUUGAAAGCGGAGGUGCUUCCGGCCGGUCGACGGCCAGUGACGAGAAACCGUCUACUCUUGCGGCCACCGCGAGCCAUUUAAAAUGGCAGUCUUCUACGAGUGAAGACUCUGAAGCUGAGGCACAGGCACUCAGGUGUGACCUCAUCACACUUGCUAUUUACCUCGACCCCUCUCUUUCGAUGGGCUUAUCCGAUUCGGGCCUCAAAUCUGGAUCCGCUCAUUGUCUUGUGGAACCGUUCCUUCUCUUUUUGGUUGACCGAUUUCACUCGGUUCCAGUCCAAGUGUACAUAUCACUCCAGGCGCUAUUUCUCAAGGCCCUAGAAGCACGUACACUGCAUCUUCGUUGA